Sebastes umbrosus (honeycomb rockfish) is the source of this 1119-nucleotide messenger RNA. RefSeq names its product cleavage and polyadenylation specificity factor subunit 6-like. The transcript is spliced from 3 exons. NCBI's taxonomy places the organism in Eukaryota, Metazoa, Chordata, Actinopteri, Perciformes, Sebastidae. The record is from RefSeq and is a predicted model, not a curated record. Bases 1 to 1119 code for a protein of 372 amino acids.
AUGUCCCAGCAGUCAGCUAGCUCUAAGCUAGCAUCAGCCCCAGAUCUGUUCUUAGGAACCCGCCUUGCCCUGGGAGGCCCACUAAGUUUCCAGUCUAAUCCUCGCCAUGCUAGCAUCCAGGACACUAGCUUCAAGCCGGAUGCCAUGCUAGGGGUUGGAUCUCCCAGAAGGAAGCGUGGGUCUCAGAGGCGGCGUCCUCCUAAGUUUCUCAGUGUUCAACCCGAAUUCAAGCCUACUCCUGUGUCGGCGCCUCCUGUCGGGGGUCUGGCCGACCUCCGUUCCACGCCUCCUGUCGGGGGUCUGGACGACCUCCGUUCCACGUUUCCUGUCAGGGGUCAGGCCGACCUCCGCUUCACGUCUCCUGUCGGAAGUCUGGUCGACCUCCGCUUCACGUCUCCUGUCGGGGGUCUGGCCGACCUCCGUUCCACGUCUCCUGUCGGGGGUCUGGUCGACCUCCGUUCCACAUCUCCUGUCGGGGGCCUGGCCGAACCCCGUUCCACGUCUCCUAUCGGGGGCCUGGCCGACCUCCGUUUCGGUGUUCCUGUGACUGCUGGGCCACAGUUCCAAGCCCCCGGGUUUUCUGGCUCUGUCUCUGCUCUGCCCCCGGGCCGUCCGCCCGAGUUCCCCGGCUCGAACUUUGCCCUGGCCCCGGGCUGCCCGCCCCAGUUCCCAGACUCUGUCCCGGUUCUGUCCCCGGGUCAUCUGCCGGAGUUUCUCGGUUCGGACUCUGUCCUGCCUCCGGCCCGUCCACCUGAGUUCCCAGACUCUGUUCCGGUUCUGCCCCCGGGUCAUCCACCGGAGUUUCCCGGCACUGUCUCUGCCAUGCCCCCGGGCCGUCCGCCUGAGUUUCCCGGAUCUGACUCUGCCCUGCCCCCGGGUUGUCCGCCCGAGUUCCCAGACUCUGUCCCGGUUCUGCUCCCGGGUCAUCCACCGGAGUUUCCCGGCUCUGUCUCUGCCCUGCCCUCAGGCCGUCCGCCCGAGUUCCCUGACUCUGUCCCGGUUUUGCCCUCGGGCCGUCCGCCUGAGAUAAUCGGUGCCCAAUGUUCCUGGAGUCCCUCCUCCGGACCCCCCUCCGCCCACCCGGUUCUGUUUGUGGAACGUCUGGGAUCCGUCCCUUGA